This is a messenger RNA of Symbiodinium natans, 669 nucleotides long. The record is from the annotation of a GenBank genome assembly. NCBI's taxonomy places the organism in Eukaryota, Dinophyceae, Suessiales, Symbiodiniaceae.
AUGAAUGAAGAGCUUGUGAUGGGUGGUGCUGGGAUGGACGUGGAGCUAGAUGAGAUCAGCUUUAGAAGCAAAGGCUUGGACGACAAGGUUCUAUGGCUCCGUUACAUUGCGAUCGUUCGUAGAGGAAGUGCGAAAGUCUUCAUUCACAAGCUCCCGGACAAGUUGACGGCUUCCGGACAAGGUGGAGGAGGCCCUUUGAGCAUCCAGGAGCUGAAGGAUACGAUCGUGAAUUCCGCAGGAGCCAGCCGAAUCGCCGUUGGCAGUGUCUGUCACACAGACAGUGCAAAGGCAAUGGAGACACAACUUCAUGAGCGAGUGCGCACCUUUCAGUUUUUGCAUUGGUUUUCCUUUACGGAUGCUUUUCAAGUCUUUGCGGAAAUGCGCAAGCUUGAGCGUGCUUCCGUUGGCUCCGUAACGUGGGCAAGCUUGGCUAGUUUUGGAAAGGGAAAGGCAAAGCCUUCCACUGCCCCUGAAACGAAAUCUGCAGAGGAGGUUCCUGCUGUUUUGGUGCCUCCUGCAGAAGAAUCGCCUCAGCCGCUUUCACUUUCCUGUGAUGAAGAGCACGAGCCAGUGUAUUCGGAAGGCGAGGACGUUCAAAGCGAACUUUUCGAUCCCGAAGAAGAAGAAGAGCUUAUUUUUGACAACAAAGGGAUCAGAGUCUUGAACUAG